GAGUGAAACCCAAAAACCAUUCACUAGAGGAUGCGCUUUGACUCAGAGUUGCAUAUAAACUUUGGAGGAAAAUUUCCUUGUGGUGUUAUUUUGAUCUGUUUCUUCUCAGCCAGUUUACUGCGGCUCGCAGUGGAAGGAUGCCAGAAAAGUUGUAAUAGAAGUGCUGAAGAUCUUCUUGUUUGGAUAAAAAAUAAGGACUAUGAUGGAUCCGUGAGACCGAAUGUGACCGGAGGUCCAGUUGUGAUCGAUAUUGAGACAUACAUUUCAAGUGUGAGCUCUAUCGACGAAAAAGAUAUGGAAUUUUCUUUGGACAUGUUCUUUAGACAACGCUGGAAAGAUUCCCGUCUCACUUAUCAACCACUGCCAGACAAGGGAAUAAAUCAGAGAGUUAUUCUAAGCCCUGAAUUAAGCAAAUACGUUUGGCAGCCCGACCUAUAUUUCAGGAACAGUAAAGAUGCUCGUUUUCACAUGGUACCCACGCAAAAUGUGUUGUUUGGCGUCAGCCCAGAUGGGAGUAUUCUGCUGAGUGCAAGAAUUACAACCGUGCUGGCAUGUCAAAUGAACUUCCGCGAAUUUCCUAUGGAUCGUCAAACCUGUCAUUUCUAUGUUGGUUCUUAUUCACAGACAGAGGAUAACGUCUUAGUAAGAUGGAGAAACGGCCAAGGAGUGAUUGUUCCCGAAGAGCUGGAGAUUCCUCAAUACGACCUCAACCGUGUGGUGAGCAAGGAUCGUAAAGGAGUGUACAAUACAGGAGUUUUCUCAGAGCCAGAGGCAACAUUUGUAUUCAAGAGACGCCUAAUGUUUUAUGUCUAUGGGUUUUAUCUGCCUGUAACUUUAGUCGUACUUCUUAGUUGGAUUUCAUUCUGGAUUGAUCCCGAGUCUACCCCAGCUCGUGUUUCUCUCGGAGUCAUCACCAUUCUAGCCAUGGGCAACUACCUUCAUGGAGGAGGUGCAACUCCAAAUGUUUCGUACGCAACUGCUCUUGAUGUGUACGUCAUCACGAGUUUUGUGUUCGUUUUUGCAAGCCUGAUGGAGUACGCGGCGGUGCACUGCGCAUUGGUCAAAUACCAGGAAUCUGAUCUCAAUGAGCCGUGUAAGCUAGUCAAAUUUGGCAAUCCAGUAGAAUCUCAAGACUCUGAAGAAGGAAUGGUCAACGGAAGCUUUUCUAGCUCGAGCACUGUACAACUUCCUGUAACGUUACGCAGUAAUGAGGAGAGGGGACACACCCUUAGGCGCAAGUCUAUCGCGCAAGAGGCCAAAUUGUACUAUAUCCAGUUCAAUUACAAAUCGCUGGAGAGCUAUUCACGGGUUGCCUUUCCUCUACUUUUUGCAAUAUUCAAUGUUAUCUACUGGUUUACGUACUGUGGAUCAAAGGUCGGUGAUCAAGGAAUCUGCUGACGGUUCUUCGCGCAAACAUCAUGUAGUAUCUUGAACGAAUCGUAGAGCCGACUUCAGAAAGUUUCUUUCUUUUAAUCGGGAACAGUUGUAACAUCAUCGGGAAACUUGCAGAUGGUUCUUUCAGCGAAUAUCAUCUAGAAGCUUGGACGAAUCGUAGAGGGACUUCGGAAAGUUUCUUUUGUUUAAAUCUGGACCAGUUGUUACAUAGACCUAGAACGCAUGUCAUAAUGAAAGCGGAAGGUUUUAUCGCAAAGUGAUGCAAUCUUGAAAGGUGCUGUAAAAGUUGGAUAUGUCAAAGCCUGGAGGGAAGGGUCACAAAGCUAGUUGGCAGAUCUUACGAUGGAAAAACAACUAAUAUGAUCAAAUAUUUAAUUCCACGAGUAGGUUGGCAAAGAUAACCAAGCAGUAGCUCACCGAAAUGUCGUACCCAGGCUCCGAAAAAGAGAGCCGAGAGUUGAGAUUUGAGAUGAAAGAGAAAACUUUGGACUACUAAAGCCGGUCGUGAUUGUAAACUAUGCAAAUAUGCAGUUUAUCGAUUAAACGUAGCAAAACCACAUAGAAAGGACCACACCCUCUCUUAUCUUAAAGUGAGGAUCAAAGCUAGAUUUUGCACCAAUGAUUCGAAAAAUUCUGAUCAAGCCACCCUUUUUUUAUUCUGAUAGAUUUUACACUUCUUUAUAUAAAACCUUUUAUUUUCAGUAGAAUCGGUGUGCUAAUAUUCUAGAGCACUUUUAGUUCAUAGUACAUAUAGGACGUUAAGAUCACAAGAAUGCAAUAUCUAGCCCCAGUCCGCUGUCUCUUUGUUCAGCUUUUAUUAGAUAAUAGUACCAUUAAACUAACGAACUUUCAUUAAAAAUGAUUUUUCAGUGGCUAAGUUAAAAAUGUUUACCAAAUACCAAAUCUACGGCACACAAAUCUUUCGUAGGAAUCAGCAAAUUUAAGUAUUCUGUCACAAAAAGUGGUCUUCUUUUCAAGCCCGAAAUCACGACUCGCACGAUGCGAAAUGAAAAGCAAUGCAUCUCUGAUGAACUUAUGCUAAUGCUUGAAAACAAACUCCACCUCGCGCAGUCUUUAAAAUGUGUUUGAGAUUACAAAAGCAAGGACUUGUACAUGUUCAAUUACUCUGUAAUGAGAAAGAUCUCCUCUUAAGAAAAAGGAAGUGUAACAUAAUCAAUAAAACGAAAAUAGGUUUUGGUGA
Pocillopora damicornis (cauliflower coral) is the source of this 2596-nucleotide messenger RNA. Its product is annotated as glycine receptor subunit alphaZ1. Gene Ontology annotation, cellular component: membrane. The record is from RefSeq and is a predicted model, not a curated record. NCBI's taxonomy places the organism in Eukaryota, Metazoa, Cnidaria, Anthozoa, Scleractinia, Pocilloporidae. Gene Ontology annotation, molecular function: extracellular ligand-gated monoatomic ion channel activity; transmembrane signaling receptor activity. Gene Ontology annotation, biological process: monoatomic ion transmembrane transport.